Molecule: messenger RNA, 2790 nt
Organism: Haliotis rufescens (red abalone)
Lineage: Eukaryota; Metazoa; Mollusca; Gastropoda; Lepetellida; Haliotidae
Product: zinc metalloproteinase nas-13-like
Exons: 12
Coding region: 91-1467 (458 amino acids)
Biological process (GO): proteolysis
Molecular function (GO): metalloendopeptidase activity; zinc ion binding
Source: RefSeq, a predicted model, not a curated record
CACUUCAGUUAACCGGACAGAAGACAGGAAACGAGUAGCAGUAUUAUAUAUAACACCAGGGACAACGAUUCUUACCAGACUAGAUUUGUGAUGGUGAUAUUCAACAUGGCGUCUACAAAGUUUGCCUCUUUUCUCGCCGUCAUUUCAUUUAUACAGAUUCUGAGCAGCGUGUCAUCCUUGACCAUGGAUCAGAUUAUUCAAAACGCAGCUAAUUCAAGUGCGCAGUUCGAGUUCAUGGAUGAGGCCAACGGCGUGGUUCAGGUGGAGCUGGACAUGAAGUUCACGUUAGACCAGUGGCGGGACCUAAUCAAACUAAACAAAACCAGCGGAAACAGCCGAGUGAAGCGGAAAGCCGUUCGGAACGCGCGACUGCGCUGGACAUCGAAGGCAAUCCCAUACGAGAUUGCGCCGAAUACAUUUAGUACCAGGGAGCGACAACAGAUCCAGAACGCCAUUGAUGAUUGGGAGAUGUACACGUGCAUCACGUUUCGAGCCAGUUCGACUGGGAACCGAGUCAGAUUCCAAGAUGGCGGCGGUUGUUCCUCGUUUGUGGGAAUGCUUGGGCGUGGUUCUCAGGCCAUCACUCUCGCGAGAGGUUGCAGACAGAAGGGUACAAUUAUUCAUGAGAUCGGACACGCCGUCGGGUUCCACCACGAACAGACGAGGCCAGACCGGGACCGCUUUGUGCGGAUUCUGCGGGAGAACAUUCCCCCAAAUGUGUUCUUCAACUUCCAAAAAUACUCCACAGCAGUCAUUGACGACUUCGGCGUCCCUUACGACUUCAGCAGCAUCAUGCACUACGGCAGCACGGCGUUCACCGUGAAUGGUCGGCGUACCAUUGAGACCCUUGAUCAGCAGUUUCAGGACAGGAUCGGCAACCGACGCGGCCACAGUUUCCGAGAUAUCAAACUCGCCAACAAAAUGUACAGUUGCUCAGAGUCUUGCACGGGCAUCACGGACGCUAGCUGUCCUAGCAAUCGCGAGGGGUUUGUUGGCAAAGACUGCAAGUGUUGGUGCCGCGGCACUGGUAACAGCCCUGUUCAACACUGUGACGGCGGCGGCAUCGGCAACGGGGACGGCGGAGAUGGUGGAGACGGCGGCAGUGUCACGCAAGCACCAGUGACGGGGACGUGCGUGAACAUGAACGCCAACUGUGUUGCCUGGGCAGACCGUGGGGAGUGUCAGCGAAAUCCCGGCUACAUGACGGUGUACUGUCAGAAGGCCUGCAACGUCUGUGACAAAGUGGCAACGUGUGACGAUAUGAACACCAACUGUAACUACUGGCAAGGUCGAGGUUACUGCACUGACAUGUUUGUCAAUUACAUGCGCGAAAACUGUGCACAGUCAUGCGGCUACUGCAGAAGCGAUCAAAGUGGCUAUAACGGACAACCGUCUCUGCACCUUGGAACAUCAUUCUUCACCUUUGUCACGAGCGGCCUGGCGGUGCUGGUUUCCUUCCGCCAUUGAUCGACUGUUUCCGUGAAAUCUCGAAAGCCGACGGAAGAUGACGCAGAGACGAGACGACGUGGUUUUGCUUUGAACUUUUGAAGUUGGGUUUAUCGUACAUAAGAGUGAGUGAGAGAGUGAGUGAGUGAGUGAGUGAGUUGGAUUUAAAAUGAAAUGUUUACCAGUCAUAUUAUAUGUCAGCAUGUCAGCUUGAUGUAAGUGGGAAGCCCGAAGGCUCAUCGAAUACGUUAUGGAUACCGAAGUCUCUGAGGCGCGACAAAACUACUUCUCUCUCGUGUGAUGUCAUUAUCGAUUAUUGCAAGUGCCUCCUUGCAAACAUCAAACCAGAUCAAGUUCGUCGUCCUCAAGUACUUCAGUACACCGCUUGAGAACCAUCACCAGAACAUACGAUGAUAUCAUUCCGGUCCUUCGGGAGUCACACUGGGUGCCAAUAUCUCCCAGGGUCAAGGUCGACAAUUGUCUCAAGUACCCGACCUACCUUUCUGAGUUGCUUCCCUUGUAUCAAACCACUCGUUCACUAAGGGUCACGUGAUCAGUUACUCCCAGCUGUGAAAUCUUUGUUUGACAAAAUAACUUUUUCUUACAAUGAAGCUAUCAAGUGAAAUGACGCUUUCAAUCAAGAACCUACGAUUCAUAACCCACUACUGGUGACAUUUCACAGAAGUGCACAGAGAAUAUAUAGAUAAACGAUGAGCUAUAUAAAUACAUUUACUAUUGUCAUCAUCAUCAUUAUUAUCAUUAUUUUUUUGUGAUGUAGGUCUUAGGCCACUUUCGUAAAACACAAUAAGUGCGUAUCCUGGAUUCGAACCCACAAUCACGGGUGUCUAAAGGACACAACUCUGCACAGUGAAUAUCAUCUUGGCCACCCGCGUUCCCCUCGUAGCCAACAAGUAUAUCGAAGUCAGCUUGAAAUAAAACAAGAUGGUUUAACACAUAUACUAUUUAUUGUGUUAAUACUUUUAUGGAUAUGACGAACAGUGCUACCACAAGUGUAUUCAAGCUUCCGCUAUCAUUCGUCAAAUUCCGGUAUGGAACGGAAGGUCACGAAUGUUUACGGUUCAAUGUUUGCGGAACUCAUUCAAAGUGCCCGACUGCUGGGGGUUUCUUCAGAACAGAUAUAUAUAUGUAUAUAUUUGGACAUAGUUCGAUGUAAAUGGGACAUAUCGAUAAUAACAAUUAUCAUUGAUUUUGCGUAUGUGUUAAUGUUGUAAAAUACUAUAUUUAUGUAAUUUUACAUGUAUGUUACUUUUUAUAUUUGAAAUAACAUGAACUAUUGUGAGCUGAGCUAUGGUCUCUUCAUUGAAUAAACAUCUUAAGACUAAA